Molecule: messenger RNA, 5550 nt
Organism: Torulaspora globosa
Lineage: Eukaryota; Fungi; Ascomycota; Saccharomycetes; Saccharomycetales; Saccharomycetaceae
Gene: MYO1
Product: myosin 1
Exons: 1
Coding region: 1-5550 (1849 amino acids)
Biological process (GO): vesicle transport along actin filament; actin filament organization
Cellular component (GO): cytoplasm; vesicle; actin cytoskeleton
Molecular function (GO): ATP binding; microfilament motor activity; actin filament binding
Source: RefSeq, a predicted model, not a curated record
AUGGCGAAUCGAGAUCAGGAAACCGUAGUUUGGGUUCCUGAUGAGGCCAAGAUAUUCAUUCGCGGGACGCUUCUAAGGACCAAGAUCGUAAAGGACAAAGGCAAUCGAGACAAACAAGUCGGAGUGGUGCGGUUGUUGGAAACUAACGAGGAGAAGGAAUACGCAAUCUUGGAUGUUUCGCCCGUAAACCCCCCCACGUUUGAUAAGGUAGACGAUAUGUCGGAAUUGACCCAUUUGAACGAAGCCAGUGUUCUUUACAACCUGGAAAACAGAUAUCGAGAGGAUAUGAUAUAUACGUACUCAGGAUUGUUCCUGGUGGCAAUCAAUCCCUAUUGCAAUUUGAAGCUUUACUCUCAGGAAUAUAUCAAUCUUUAUCAUGGUUCCCCUAGGGAGGAUAACAAGCCCCACAUCUUUGCAAUUGCCGAAGAAGCGUAUCAGAGGCUGUUAUCAGACAAGCGAGAUCAAUCGAUACUGGUCACUGGUGAGUCAGGCGCUGGGAAGACGGAAAACACAAAGAAAAUUUUGCAGUAUUUGGCGUCGAUUACAUCAGAGGACAAGCUGAUUUCCUCGGGUUCCGAGAGUUUUGAGCUGAAGAUUUUGCAGAGCAAUCCGAUCCUUGAGUCUUUUGGUAAUUCCCAAACAGUUCGCAAUAACAAUUCUUCUCGAUUUGGUAAGUUUAUCAAGAUUGAAUUUGAUGAGAGAGGUAAGAUCAACGGAGCACAUAUCGAAUGGUAUCUGCUUGAAAAAUCGAGGAUAGUUCAUCAAAACCCUUUGGAGAGAAACUAUCACAUCUUUUAUCAACUAUUAUCCGGUCUUUCAUCGCAAGAACUUCGAAAGCUGGAGCUAGAUUCUAGAUCAAUCACGGAAUAUCGAUAUUUGCGUAAUUCCAAUGCAUCCAUACCAGGCGUUGAUGAUUCUCAAAACCUCCAAGAGUUAUUGACAGCAUUCAAAAUCGUGGGAUUCGACAACGACGAAGUAUUCGAAAUUUUUAAGAUCAUCUCUAUCAUUCUCCACAUAGGCAAUGUUGAAUUUGUCUCUGAGAAAACCGAGCAAGCAUCAAUUAAGAACGAUCUAACAAGGUUAUGCAAACUUUUAGGCGUUUCUGAAGCUGACUUAAAAGCGGCUAUUUUGAAACCAAAGUCAAAGGCUGGAAAAGAAUGGGUUUCACAGUCAAAGAACGCAGCACAAGCCCGUUUCAUUUUAAACUCUCUGUCAAGAUCUCUUUACGAAAAGCUGUUUGCUUCCAUUGUGGCAAGGAUCAAUAGAAGUCUUGACCACGGUUCCAUGACAGCAAAUUUUAUCGGACUGCUGGAUAUUGCGGGUUUCGAGAUUUUCAAUUUCAAUUCAUUUGAGCAGCUGUGCAUCAAUUACACAAAUGAAAGGUUACAACAAUUUUUCAAUCAUUACAUGUUCGUUUUAGAGCAAAAUGAGUAUUUGAAAGAAAAUAUUCAAUGGGAUUAUAUUGAUUAUGGUAAGGAUUUGCAGUCAACGAUCAACCUAAUAGAGCAAAGGGGACCUGUAACUGGUAUCUUGCCGUUGUUAGACGAAGAAUCCAUACUUCCAAAAUCAACUGAUGAGACAUUCUUUUCGAAAUUGAUGUCUACCUGGGAUCAGAAUUCUUCCAAAUUCAAGCGCUCAAAAAAUCCAGCAUGUUUCGUAUUGACACAUUAUGCCGGAGACGUCGAAUAUAAUAUCGAUGGCUGGCUUUCAAAAAACAAGGAUCCUAUAAGUGACAACCUGCUUAACGUCCUCAAGGCUUCGAGCAAUCAGCUCGUUAAGGCCUUCUUUGACGACGCGCAAAACAAACGAGGAGGGUCAUUUAGGACUAGUUCUGCGCGCCAUAGGGAGCAGCUUAAUUCGUUGCUUGAUCAGCUCUCAUCUACACAACCACAUUUCGCUCGCUGUAUUAUUCCAAACAAUAAGAAGAAAUCCAAGGACUUUGAUAGACGUCUCAUUUUGGAACAAUUGCGUUGUAAUGGUGUUCUGGAAGGUAUUAGAAUUGCUCGUGAAGGUUAUCCUAAUCGUAUCUUUUUCAAAGAGUUCUUCCAGAGGUAUAAACUCUUAUCUAAUGACUUCGCAAUCUCGAAUAACUCGAAAAAGAACUGCGAAUUUUUACUAUCUUCUUUGCAUUUGGACCCAAGUAUUUACAAAGUUGGGAGCACUAAGUUGUUUUUUAAAGCUGGAGUACUGGCAGAACUCGAGACCAAGAAAGAAAAGAUCAUCGAUCAAAUACUUGUGAAGCUUACCUCUCAGGUACGAGCUUAUCAAGUUAGAAAUGGGACAGAGAGAAAACUGAAACAACUCACGGCAGCCAGAGUAUUAGGGAAUUCCUUCAGAAUUUAUAAUAAGCUGCUGGAAAAUCCAUGGUAUAACUUAUACUUGAAGAUCAAACCACUUCUGUCAUCUUGCCAAGAUAUUGCGAAAACGAAACGAAUAGCUGAGCAAGUCAAAACUUUGGAGGCGAAGGUGCAAGAAAUCGAAGGGGAACGAGACUAUUUUAAAAAUCAGAACGUUUCGAAGUCCAAAGAACUCGAGGAACUUCACGUUUUACUAACAACUGAAAAAAAGAACCUUGAAGCCCAGCUGAGGCAAUUGACUGAAGCAAAGGAUCGCUACAUUAGUCUACAAGGAAAAUUAGAAGAAGCUGAUGAGCAGAUAAAGAAAUAUGAAGAAGAGAAAGCUGAAAUGCAAAAACUGCACGAAAUUGCAAUUUCUGAAGUGUCAAGGAUAAAACGAAUGUCUGACGAAGACGAAGCUAAGUUGAACCAACUGCAAGAGGACAAACGUUCGCUUCAGACAAGGGUCAAGGAGCUUGAGCGCACCAUAGCUGAGAAGGAACAGAUAAUUACGGCAUUAUCAGAGGCGAAACAAAAACUUGACAGAGACGUAGAUCAAUUGAAGAACGUCGAAUCAGCAAAACAAGAUGAGAUCAAUAAUUUGAAGCAGAAAUUGAAUAACUCGGAACAGAAUUUAGAUAGCAAGUUGGCAACCCUGGAGAAGAAUUGUAAUGCAGCGAUGGGUCGGUUACAAGCGCUAGUCUCCGAAAAUAACGAUCUACGCCAACGGCUCAAUGUGUUAGAGAAGGAAAAGCAAGGAGCUAGCCGCGAUUUGAAGGCCCGUGAGAGUGAUCUUCAUAGAUUGGAGAGUAAAGUCAAGUCACUCCAAGAGGAGCUUAAUACUAUAUCCAGCCGAAGAGAUUAUACGGUAGCAGAGCAUGCAAAAGUUGUCAGCGAGCUUAAAUCUACAAGGGCUCACGCAUCGUCUCUAAAAAUCACAAUACAGGAGCUGGAAAAAAAAUGUGAGCAAUUACAGAAACAAUCUACCGACGUCAAGGUCCAGGGCGAGAAGAAUGGAAACGAAAAUACUGCUAUCAAGGACUUGAAACGAAGGCUAGCGGAAGAAAUCUCUUUGAAUCGCUAUUUGAAUCAGAAAAUCUCUACUCAUGUAACGGACGGUAGAAUCUCCAAAGAGACAGAGAACGGUCCCAUUUUGUCUCAUGACAGCCAAAAUGAGAAUUUGAUAAGAAAUGAAGACUUGAGGAUACACUUGAAGCAACUCAACAGAAAACUGGACGAGGCCAUCGAGGAGAAAAAAGAUUUGCUUUCCAGACUGAGAUUCACGGAAACGCGGCUAGCAUCUUCCUCAUUCGACUCCCAAAUUGCUCAUAGCCAGGUGAAGACAUUGAAAAAGAUUAUUUGGGACGCAAAGCUUCCGGUGAACCUUGAAGCCGAACUCGGGCAGCUGAAACCUUCAGAGAUUAAUACCGAGAAACUCCUUUUAGAAGUGGAUCAUUUGAAGCGACAAUUAGAACUUGAGACAAAAUCACGCUAUGACGCGGAGAAUGUAGCCGCGGCGCUACAUAGUAAAUUCACCCAGAUCCAAAGGUCAGAAUCAUCCCACGAUAUCUACAGGCUUAAAUAUGAGGCAAGCGAAGAGCGUGCCAAAUCACUAGAAAACAGACUUCGCUCCUUUCCAUUGAGGGACAAAACAAACACAUCAGGAGAUAUUUUCAUUAACCGUGAAAGCGUUUCUAAAUACGCUGAUGAAGUACGGUUUCAUAAGUUGGAAAACUACAAAUUGCAGGAAAUACUGGCCGAUACGGAGAAAAAGCUAGCAGCUUUGAAUCGUGAAGCUAAGCAAUCUAGUGCAAAAGAAAGCUUAUUAUCAGAGCAAAUCGAGAGAUUACAGAAGGACCUUGAAGCGACUGAACGACAAAAUGAGCUGAUGACAGUUACAGUAAAGCAGCAAAAACAUCAAUACGAGAGUUGUCUGAAUGAUUUACAUAUCAAUGAGGCAAGAUCGAGAGAGUAUUUACAUAACUUGCAGGAAGCUGAAGCUGAUGUCCAAAACAUGGCCGAGGUGAUCGAGAAAUUAAAAAUCCAAAUCAAGCAAAAAGAUAGGCAACUGUGGGAAAGCGAUACUGAAAGAAGUAAUCUUGAUAUCCAGCUGCAGGAAACUCUGCUCGAACUAAAAAAAGUGCAGGAGAUCAACAAGGUUUUGAACGAAGAUCUACGGCAUUUAAAAGAACGCCUGGCUCAGGAAGAAGACAACUCACGCUACUUUGAUGAAAUCGAUAACCUAAAGCAGCAAAUCAACUUAUAUAUGAAGAGCGAGACAGACCUCAAAAAGGAGGUUGCAGCAUUGAAGUACGAUUUGCAAACUGCAUCCAACGACUGUGAGGCCAAAAUAAGUGACUUAUUGAGUCAAAUAAACCACUACGAAAAACUGGUAGGCAAAUUGAGUGACGCGAAAAAUGCUGCUGAUGCGACAGAAGACGGUCUAAGCAAGGAAUUGAAUGCAGCCAAAGAGCACGUCAGAACGAUUACCACAAAUUUGGAUGUGCUUUCAGCGCAGAAAUCACAUCUGGAGCAGGAAAUUGAACGGCUGAAGCAGCAGUAUCAAAGCACCAGCGAAGCACUAGAGAAAGUUUCCGGCGAGAAGAGCGAUCUUGCAGAUAGAGUCAAAUAUCUUGAAGAGACGUCAAGGUUGUAUGGAGAGCAGGACAAGAGGAACGAGUCUUUAGUGAAGCAAUUGCACAGCGAUGUUGAUACACUAAAGAAGUAUUUGAAGGAGGAGAAACAGAAAAACAUCGAUCUUUAUGAGGAGAACCAAUCUGAGGUAAAAAAGAACUCUCUGCUUUCUAGCAAAAUAGAUGAUUUAACAGCCCAGCUAGCAGACUCCUCUGAAAAAGAGGCAUGGUUAUCUAGAAUUCACGAACUCGAAACUCUUGUUUCCAGCGAAUCUGAACUGAAAUAUGAGGAAAAGAAGAAAACAAGAAACCUUGAACGAAUAAUCGAGGAACUGAAUCGCAAGAGUUCUUCCGACGCUCAAAAUCUUGAAGCAGCAAAAGAGGGUAAGAAAAAAACCGAGGAACAACUCCUACAAUACGUUGAGCAGAUCAGCAUGAUGGAAAGACGUAUUGCCCAGCAGGAGUUAACUUUGAGAAAAACUGUCCGAGAUAACACUAAUUUACAGGAAAAAAUAGAAGAUCAAGAAAAGGAAUCCUUAUAUUGGAGGCAAAAAUACGAGUCAUUGGCAGGCGCUAAAUGA